Molecule: messenger RNA, 372 nt
Organism: Funneliformis geosporum
Lineage: Eukaryota; Fungi; Glomeromycota; Glomeromycetes; Glomerales; Glomeraceae
Source: the annotation of a GenBank genome assembly
AUGUUUGCUUUAGAAAUAUGGCGACAAAUGACUGCAUUCAAGGCCAUCAAAACACAAAAGCAGAAACAAUUACAAGAGAAAAGAAGAAAAGUAGCAAAUAAAACUGCUAAAAAAUUAGCAUCAUCUACUUUGAAUACUCAUAAUAAAUUAUCAGCGCUUUCCGAUGCUAUUGAACAACAGAAAUUCAAUUCACUAAAUAGUAGUGCUAGUCCUUAUGAUGUUAGUAAAAGAGCGACAGAUUUCAUAGAAAUAGAAAAAGCAAGAAAAGCAGCACUUUAUAGAAUGAGUCAAAAUCACAUGGCAGAUAAAAAUAAAAUGUUAAAUAAUUUUAUGGAACAAGCGAGAAAAAAUGCUAAGUUAAAUAAAGUCUAG